AUGUUUUCCCUGUUUUUGUCGAUUUUACUUCUAACAUCCUGUUUGGGAGAUACAGGUUUUCCAAUACAAACCCUUUUGAGUUGUGAAAUCUCGCAAGCAACAAUAGAUGGAGUUCAAAAUGUGAUUCAAGAGCAUUCGUCAAUGAUUCAACUAGCAAAGUCGAAUAAACGAGCCAAGAAAACAGAGAUUGACUCUAUGAAGGCGGAUAUAGACUUCUAUUUGGAGGAAAAUGCUACCGAUGACGACAAGGUCUGA
This is a messenger RNA of Caenorhabditis remanei, 255 nucleotides long. RefSeq lists its product as uncharacterized. The transcript is spliced from 2 exons. The coding region runs from base 1 to 255 and encodes 84 amino acids. The record is from RefSeq and is a predicted model, not a curated record. Lineage: Eukaryota; Metazoa; Nematoda; Chromadorea; Rhabditida; Rhabditidae.